Molecule: messenger RNA, 1434 nt
Organism: Alternaria burnsii
Lineage: Eukaryota; Fungi; Ascomycota; Dothideomycetes; Pleosporales; Pleosporaceae
Product: acyl-dehydrogenase family member 11
Exons: 3
Coding region: 1-1434 (477 amino acids)
Molecular function (GO): flavin adenine dinucleotide binding; oxidoreductase activity, acting on the CH-CH group of donors
Source: RefSeq, a predicted model, not a curated record
AUGUCUGUACCGUACGACCGCGCCAUGGACUUGCUGAGCAACAGCCAGAAUGGCCAUGUUUCCGCCUCUCAGCGCAUUCCCGCCAUCGCGCGGCCAUUCGUCAGCGAGAGAGCGGCGAAGACUCUCGAUAUCGUAGAGAAGUUUGUCGAGGAAGAAUGCAUCCCCGCCGACGCUGUUUACGUGCGCCAGAUCGGCCAGACAGUCCAAGAGCGCUUUUCGUCACAUCCAUCCAUAAUCGAGGACUUGAAGAAGCGGGCACAAGAACUCGGACUGUGGAACAUGUUCCUGCCCAAGGCACACUUCAAGGAGGGUGCUGGUUUCAGUAACUUGGAGUACGGACUCAUGGCUGAGUACCUGGGCAAGAGCAGGACAGCGUCUGAGGCUGUCAACUGCGCUGCUCCUGAUACCGGCAACAUGGAGGUCAUUGCCAAGUACGGUACCGAGGCACAGAAGAGGAAGUGGCUGGACCCGCUGCUCCAGGGCAAGAUCAGGUCUGCGUUCUUGAUGACGGAGCCCCAGGUUGCGUCGAGUGAUGCUACUAACAUUGAGAUGACCAUCAAGAAGGACGGCGACCACUACGUCUUGAACGGCCAGAAAUGGUGGUCAUCAGGCAUUGGCGAUCCUCGCUGCAAGAUCUUCAUCGUCCUCGGAAAGACAGACCCCAACAACUCUGACAAAUACAAGCAGCAAUCCGUCAUCCUCGUCCCCAACGACACACCCGGUGUGACGAUCCACCGCAUGCUCUCAGUCAUGGGUUUCGACGACGCGCCCCACGGCCACGGCCACGUUACCUUUGAGAACGUCCGUGUCCCCGCCAGCAACAUGGUGCUCGGCGAGGGCCGCGGUUUCGAAAUCAUCCAAGGCCGUCUUGGACCCGGCCGUAUCCACCACGCCAUGCGCAGCAUCGGAUCUGCCGAGAAGGCGCUAGAAUGGUUCCUGGCGCGCAUCAACGACGAACGCAAGAAGCCGUUUGGCCAGCUGCUCAACAAGCACGGCAUCAUGCUCGAGCGCGUCGCUCGCUCCCGCAUCGAAAUCGAUGCCGCGCGUCUUGCCGUCUUGAACGCUGCUAUCAAGAUUGACGAGACGAAUGCAAAGGGCGCGCUCAAGGAGAUUGCAGAAGUCAAGGUCCUUGUUCCCGAAGUUAACCUCAAGGUUAUCGACUGGGCGAUGCAGGCUUACGGUGGUGCGGGUGUUAGUCAGGAUACGCCGCUCGCGCAGAUGUGGUCGAGUGGUCGUACGAUGAGGAUUGUGGAUGGGCCGGAUGAGGUGCAUCUGUUGCAGCUGGGUAAGAAUGAGAAUAAGAGGGGACUGGCGCAUAAGCAGAGGAUUGAGGCGCAGCAGAAGAAGGGUGAGGAGUUAUGCAGGAAGUAUGGUAUUGAGCCGAGGGAUCCGUUGUACCUUAACAGGACGAGUGGGGAGGCGAGUAAGCUGUAG